AUGACAAAAAGGAUUAUAAAAAAUGAUAUAACAUCGAAAGGAAUAGCUAGAAGUUCAAAAAGUGAUGUCACUUCAUUUAAGGAUGAGGAUAAAGUAUUAGAAAAUAGUAAUAAUGUUCAACAUAAAGGACAUAUAUUAACAAUAGAAAAUAUUUUAGAUAAUGAUAAUAACCAUAUAGAUAGUGCGAAUGAUAAGAAAAUAAAUAAGAAAUUAAUAAUUAAGAAUAAGAAAAAAAAUAAUAAUAAUAAUAAUAUGAAUACACAUGAAAUGAGAAUUAUAACAAUACCUAAACAAAGAAGAAGUUCAGUUAUAAAAAAUUGGUUAGAAUUAAUAAAACCAAUAGUAACACAUUUAAAAUUAGAAAUAAGAAUGAAUAAAGAUAAAAUUGAAGUACGUACAUGUAAACUAACAGAAGAUAAAAAUAAUUUACAAAAAUCAUCAGAUUAUAUUAAAGCAUAUUUAUUAGGAUUUACAUUAGAAGAUUCUUUAGCCUUAUUAAGAAUCGAAGAUUUAUAUAUAGAAAGUUUUCAAAUUCAAGAUGUCAAAAUAUUAAAAGGUGACCAUUUAUCUAGAUGUAUAGGAAGAAUAUGUGGAAGUAAUGGAUCUACCAAAUAUGCAAUUGAAAAUGCAACAAAAACAAGAAUUGUUAUAGCUAAUGAUAAAAUUCAUAUCUUAGGUAGUUUUAAUAAUAUUAAAAUGGCAAGACAUUCUAUAUGUAGUUUAAUCCUUGGUUCUACACAAGGAAAAAUAUUUAAUAAAUUAAAUAUUUUAGCAAAAAGAAUGAAAGAAAGAUUCUAA
Molecule: messenger RNA, 798 nt
Organism: Plasmodium gaboni
Lineage: Eukaryota; Apicomplexa; Aconoidasida; Haemosporida; Plasmodiidae
Product: putative small subunit rRNA processing KH domain protein
Exons: 1
Coding region: 1-798 (265 amino acids)
Cellular component (GO): nucleolus
Molecular function (GO): RNA binding
Source: RefSeq, a predicted model, not a curated record